This is a messenger RNA of Triticum dicoccoides, 1554 nucleotides long. RefSeq lists its product as uncharacterized. The coding region runs from base 825 to 1211 and encodes 128 amino acids. NCBI's taxonomy places the organism in Eukaryota, Viridiplantae, Streptophyta, Magnoliopsida, Poales, Poaceae. The record is from RefSeq and is a predicted model, not a curated record. The transcript is spliced from 8 exons.
AACUAUGGGAUAAUCUUCUCUACCAGACUAUAGUUACCUGGAGUAACAUGGAACAGCGGGGCAUCGGCUGCUAUCCAACAUAUCCAGCAUGGAGCAUUUUUAGAGCAUGGCAUAUGGGGACAACACUUUUGGUUGGUUACGCCUCAUGACUGAUCCAUCAUAACGAGCCUACCGUCCUAGUGCGUUCGCCCCCGAUCCAAAUUCCCAAACCACUAGUACCUUUAGUUGACCUCACUUUUCGGUUCUUCUCUCUCCCUCUUCCUCUCUGUUUCUUGCUUCUGAGUGAUGAAGAAGUUGGCUGCUCCUUCUGCACGAGAUGAUCCCUUUUUGGUCUGUAUAGAAGCAGCCACUUGUUUCUGCAAGUCUAGUAGACAGUUGCAGCCGAGAGUUGUUUCCAAGGGAGGGAUUAUGAUUCAAAAUUCAGAUGCACGGCCAUGGAGAGAUCAUAUGUGCAGUCUCUCAGGAUGGGGACAAUUAUCAUCUUCUACACUGGCUCAUGUAGUUUAGAUAGCAGGGACGAGGGCUGCUCAACUCCGUGGAAGGUGUAUAGUUCCUUGAAGCAGCCUCGCUUGUUCUUUGUUCAUGCAUAUAUGAUUGAUCCGGGCCAUGAUCAUAUUUAGGUCGACAACAAGACUGAGGAGCUUGUCCUUGCGCUCAACCCAUGGCGACGCGCCAACAGUGGCAACCAGACGGUGUGUCUUCAGGCCGUCCGGCUGUGAUGCAGUCUUGGACGUUAUGAAGUCCAUCCUCCCUUGAGCUGUAACGGAGUUGAGAUACUUUGUUGCGUGCAUGGAGUAAACCGACUGUCUGCAGAGAUAUGAAGGAUGAUGAGUGCUUGCUAUCCGUGUUCAUGGCAGCUCGCCGACCAGACUUGCUUCAGGCGAUGCCCCGGAGGCGCCGGCGACCGGCAGGAGUGGCAGGUGAAUGAAGAGCUGCAGGCAGAGGAGGAGGAGGUGAACGAGCUGAUGGAGGCUUUCGCCAUGAUCGAUAAGGAGCCUUUCGCCGUGUUUGUUAAGGAGCCUUUCGCAGUGUUCGUUACUUAUGCACCUCCCGAUGUGAGGACUGGCACCAAGUUCAAUGUGAGGACCGGCAAGAAGUUGUCGCCACUAGUGGUGCACAACAGUGGGCAGUAUGGUUUCAAAGCGAAUUGUAAGACCGUGAAUUCGUGGAGAUCUCCACGAACUGUUCCACCGACUGAGCUUCAAUUCUGAAGCUAUAAGCUGUGAGCUGGGCAUAUGGUUUGAUCGAAAUUUAAUGCGUUUGAGCAAUAAUGGAAUUGUGUAUGGUUUGUGUGUGCUUCCCUGUACAUUUCUGUUUAGAUACAAAAAUCAUACUCAGUUUGAGCAGGGUCUAAAAAUGUUGCCUCUUCCUGCUGAUGGAGGAGGGCCGUAAGGUCUGUUUCUUCGUUUCUUUUUCCCUUACCUCACAGAGUUUUAUUUAGUAACUUCUUGCCUCUUCCCGCUGAUGGAGGAGGACAAGCAGCAAUUAAGCUUAUGUGUUUGUGGGGUGGGCAUAAACCAUAAUUGUCUUUCUGUGCUCGCCUCCGUUGACCUA